AUGCCUUCUCCUCCAGUCGCCCUCGCUUCCCCGCCCGUCGCCUUCUCUACCCCUCCCAUUGCUCGUCUUUAUCCCCUCCAUUCCCCCACCCUACGCUCUCUCUCCUCCCCCACUGCUCACUCUCUCCCCCACUGCUCACUCUCUCCCCCACUGCUCACUCUCUCCCCCACUGCUCACUCUCUCCCCCACUGCUCACUCUCUCCCCCACUGCUCACUCUCUCCCCCACUGCUCACUCUCUCCCCCACUGCUCACUCUCUCCCCCACUGCUCACUCUCUCCCCCACUGCUCACUCUCUCCCCCACUGCUCACUCUCUCCCCCGCUGCUCACUCUCUCCCCCACUGCUCACUCUCUCCCCCACUGCUCACUCUCUCCCCCACUGCUCACUCUCUCCCCCACUGCUCACUCUCUCCCCCACUGCUCACUCUCUUCCCCACUGCUCACUCUCUCCCCCACUGCUCACUCUCUCCCCCACUGCUCACUCUCUCCCCCACUGCUCACUCUCUCCCCCACUGCUCACUCUCUCCCCCACUGCUCACUCUCUCCCCCACUGCUCACUCUCUCCCCCACUGCUCACUCUCUCCCCCACUGCUCACUCUCUCCCCCACUGCUCACUCUCUCCCCCACUGCUCACUCUCUCCCCCACUGCUCACUCUCUUCCCCACUGCUCACUCUCUCCCCCACUGCUCACUCUCUCCCCCACUGCUCACUCUCUCCCCCACUGCUCACUCUCUCCCCCACUGCUCACUCUCUCCCCCACUGCUCACUCUCUCCCCCACUGCUCACUCUCUCCCCCACUGCUCACUCUCUCCCCCACUGCUCACUCUCUCCCCCACUGCUCACUCUCUCCCCUACUUCUCACUCUCUCCCCCACUGCUCACUCUCUCCCCCACUGCUCACUCUCUCCCCCACUGCUCACUCUCUCCCCACUGCUCACUCUCUCCCCCACUGCUCACUCUCUCCCCCACUGCUCACUCUCGUUCUCCCUGGACUCACUUAUCUUUCCCCCCUGUUUACUCUCUAUUCCCCUUCGUUCAACCCUUUUUCCCCACAAUUCCUCUCACCUCCCCUGUUCACACCCCUCGUUUCCCCCUGCUUACUGGCUUUCCCCUUUGCUCACCUCCUUCUCCUCCCUGCUCACCCUAUAUCCCUCUUUGCUAUCCCCAUCCUCCCCUCCCCGCAUGUCCCGCGCAUCAUGUGUCCCGCUGUCAGAAUGAGGAAUGGAUGA
Messenger RNA from Closterium sp. Yama58-4, 1227 nucleotides. Lineage: Eukaryota; Viridiplantae; Streptophyta; Zygnematophyceae; Desmidiales; Closteriaceae. The record is from the annotation of a GenBank genome assembly.